UGAAAAUGCUGCUAAAUAUAGUGGUGAAUAUCUUCAUAAUUGUAUCGUUGAAGACCCUGACUUUGGUGAAAAUCUUGAGUCAGCUAUAAAAAACGUUCUCAGUGUUGAUGGAAUAGCUGCUCCUAUGUCAAAUGAUCAUAAACCUGAUAAUGAUGCAGAUGCAAACACUAAAGCCGAACUCACUGAAGCAGGAGCAAAAGCAUCCUUGAAAAAUGACACUGAAGCAGAGGCAAACCCUAACCUACUACAAAUGUAA
Messenger RNA from Diversispora eburnea, 256 nucleotides. The record is from the annotation of a GenBank genome assembly. NCBI's taxonomy places the organism in Eukaryota, Fungi, Glomeromycota, Glomeromycetes, Diversisporales, Diversisporaceae.